UUUGAUUUCUAGCUUAUCUGUUUUACACACUCUCGGCUAGGGUUUUGUCUGCGAAACCCAAUCUAGAGCUUCCAUGGCGACGCAUACCAUUUCUCGCUCCAUUCUUUGCCGACCGGCGAAAUCUCUUUCCCUUCUGUUCACGCGAUCUUUUGCUUCAUCUGCUCCUCUCGUCAAAAUUCCGGCGUCUUCUCUUUACACGUCGUCUCUGCUCAGCCGUUCCCGUCCUCUCGUCGCCGCUUUUUCCUCCGUUUUCCGUGGCGGCCUUGUGUCUGUUAAAGGUCUCUCAACGCAGGCUACGUCGUCUUCUCUGAACGAUCCGAACCCCAACUGGUCGAACAGGCCACCUAAGGAGACGAUCCUGCUCGAUGGAUGCGAUUUCGAGCACUGGCUUGUCGUCGUGAAUCCACCGGAGGGUGAUCCUACUAGAGACGAUAUCAUUGAUAGUUACAUCAAAACCCUAGCUCAGAUUGUUGGCAGUGAAGACGAAGCUAGGAUGAAGAUCUACUCG
This is a messenger RNA of Arabidopsis lyrata subsp. lyrata, 508 nucleotides long. RefSeq names its product multiple organellar RNA editing factor 8, chloroplastic/mitochondrial. Lineage: Eukaryota; Viridiplantae; Streptophyta; Magnoliopsida; Brassicales; Brassicaceae. Gene Ontology annotation, biological process: cytidine to uridine editing; mitochondrial mRNA modification. The transcript has 2 exons. The record is from RefSeq and is a predicted model, not a curated record. Gene Ontology annotation, cellular component: mitochondrion. The annotation marks the transcript as partial.